GCCACAGGAAAUACUACGUCAUCGUUACAAAUGGCCGACGUUGUAAACAAAGGCAGAGGAAUACAAGUUUUAGUUCGCUAGCUAGCUACAUGUCUACCACAACAACAACAAAAAAUGAAUAGCAUAGACUGCGAGCGUUUGGACAGCUUGGAUGGCUGGGUCGCCAUCAAAACGAACAUAUUCGAAGAAAACGAGACGUUCAAGCUCGGUUUUAUCGUUCAGUGGAAUGUGAUCGAGUCCAAGUUCGCGGUCACCUGUCACAACAGAACUCUCCAGCGACAGAAGCGCAAAGACCAGCUUGCUGUCUGCGAAACCGAAACCAGCUGGGCCGGACUCUUCUCUGUUAACGACUUAAAAAAUGUCCACCGUCAGUUUACAGGAGUCGGGGAUGUCGUCGCACCCUAUUUCCCCGACCUGUCGGACUUCAAGGAGGGUAACAUUUGGGACAUGAUCUUUCUCGGUAGCAAUCGGACGUUCAACCAAGAUGAUCAAGAGAGAGAUCUGGAUACACCUUGCCGUCAACUGGAGAAGUACUUCAGCACUGCGAUAGAUAUCUGUGGCAGGAAGAUAGUGCUGGACUCGCUUUUCCCGCAGGACGAGCGAGAUGUCGAGGAGUACUUUGAGAACAUGCAGGAGUUCAAGAGGAAAACCAUGCAGGAUGAAGUCACCAGGGCUAAGGAUCACCUUAGAAAGAUCCUUCAGAGUCAUGGAGGUGCAGACAGAAUGAUCCUACUGCUACAGAUCUACCACGAGGAGGACCUAGCCUACCAGGACCUGGUCACCGUAGCAACCACCUUCUACCAGUACCUGCUGCAACCCUUCAGAGACAUGAGAGAACUGGCAGGGCUCUACAAGAUGGAGAUACUGAAGUCUCUGGAUGAGGAGGAGUUGGGUCCUAAGAGGAUCGCAGCACUGGAGAGAGAGGCAGAGGAGUGGAGGAGGAGAGGAGAGGAUGCAGUCUCCUCCAUACAGGACAUCACAGUCAGCUACUUCAUAGAAACAUCCAAAGCCCUUGGAGGUAGAGAGAGAGAGAGAGAUAAGCGUGGUUUUGGUCAGGCCUCCUGGGCCUCAGCAGCUCCUAGACUGGAGAAGCUGCGUUUCCUGCUGGCUAAAGAGACCCUGCAACACAUGAGAGCAACUGAGAUGUGUCUGCACCGCAAGAAACACACCAUCAGAGAGAAGAUGGGAGGUCUGUCUGGCCAGGACCAGAGGGGACAAGAGACGGUAGAUAAUCUAGAGCUUCAGUACUAUGAGGCUCAGCUAGAACUCUACGAUGCCAAGUUUGAGAUCCUCAAGAACGAAGAGCUUCUAUUGGUCGCUCAGAUCGACACCCUGCGACGCCAGAUAAAAGAGCUGAAAGAGGAGGUGGUGUAUUAUGAUGUGUGUGAGGAUCCAGAGGAGCUCCAAAGCCUGUCACAGAUAGCUGCACCUUUAGACCCCAUCCACGCACCUGUCAAUCACCUGGGGCGACGCCUACAGCAGCUGGAAGCCAAGAGAGGGAACAUCUGUGCCCGCCGAGCAUACCUCCGCAACAAGAAGGAUCAGUGUGUGGAGGCUAACGAGCAGAAGCGCCGUCUGGCCCAGCACAGCUCCACUCACUUUACCCAGCACCACGGAGUAGCCCUGAAGAGAGAGAAGAGGAGAGAGGAGGAAGAGAGGAGGAAGGAGUGGAUGGACCAGGAGAGAGAGAGAACCCUGAGCAGGCUCCGCUCCUUCAGAGAGAAGCGACAGGGAAGUUACGUCCUGAAGACUCCACGAUCCAAGAUGGCUGUCAGGGAGCCGCAGUGUUCCGACCUCUCCCAGCCUCUGUCAAUCAUUAGCAUCGGCCCCUCCCCUUCAUCUAAUGGGGCCGCCCCCAGAAAGACCCCCAGGAAACUCAAACCAAAAGACAUCCCCGUCCAAAUCUUCACUCCUCCUCUCCCUCCGCCAACUACACCUCCCACUACAGCUGUACCCCCACCUCAGACCUCCUCUCCUCCUCCCCCUCCUCCUCCCCCCCCACCCCCACCUCCUCCCCCUCCACCCCUCCCUGCCCUCACCCCCUGUAAGACAGAGGUAGGGGACUCCCCCAUGCCUCUCAGUGAGAGAGAGGCCGCACCCUUCCCUGCCAAAAUGACCCUGAAGCAGAACCUAGGUUCUAUGGACGAGGUGUUGGCAUCAUUACAGCGUGGUCAGGUCAGGCUGCGUCGUGUCCAGCCCCUUGCCCCUCCUGGUCCCGGCCUGGCGCCCUCCGGUGGCGACCUCAGGGAUAACAUAAUGUCUGCCAUCAGACUUGGGGUCAAACUACGCAAGGUGGUCCCAGCGACGCCCCUGCCCCAGGACAGCAGGGACACGGAUCUGCAGAGGAGCAUCAAGGCAGCCAUGCAGAGGAUGAAGAAGGUCUCCUCCGACUCGGAUGAUGAAGAUGAGGAGAGAGGAGAGGACAACACGCCCUCGGCUGAGUGGGACAGCUGAGAGGAGACGUUUGCACGGACAGACAGACAGACACUCGGACACAUCCAUAAAACAGGCGUACUGCGUGUGUGUGUGUGUGUGUGUGUGUGUGUGUGUGUCUAUUCAGCGGGGGGAACAAGUAUUUGAUACACGGCCGAUUUUUGCAGGUUUUCCUACUUACAAAACAUGUAGAUAUACUUAUGUCAUGCAAUUAAAUGCAAAUUAAUUACUUAAAAAUCUUACAAUGUGAUUUUCGUUUUAGAUUCCGUCUUUCACAGUUGAAGUGUACCUAUGAUUAAAAAGAAUUACAGACCCCUACAUGCUUUGUAAGUAGGAAAACCUGCAAAAUCUGCAGUGUAUCAAAUACUUGUUCUCCCCACUGUAUAGACACACACACACGUACAAAACAUUCACUAAUCAAUAGGUUAACCAUGUUGCCAAGGGUUUAGUCGUGUGAUUAGUCAGGUUUACUGUUUGAUGUAAAACUUGAUCCAUAGAGAAGAGAUCGUAUCUUAAAACACCCUGAAGCACUGUGCCCAAAUAUCCACAACCUGUUACCAGGGUUCAAGGCUGCAGCCUCUUUUUCACCAAGCUUUGAAACUAGCUGUUAUCUGGCUAAAAAGCUCCCACCAAUUCCAGAUUUUCAUGAAUUCUUGUUUGUACGCUUGUCUAGUCUUCCGUUUGCAAACAAGCCUGAGGACUUGACAUUGAAGUAUUGUCCAACUGCUUUACACACACAGAGAGACACAGAGAGAGAGAGAGAGAGAGAGAGACACAGAGAGAGAGAGACACAGAGAGAGAGAGAGACACAGAGAGAGAGAGAGACACAGAGAGAGAGAGAGACACAGAGAGAGAGAGAGACACAGAGAGAGAGAGAGACACAGAGAGAGAGAGAGACACC
Oncorhynchus masou masou (cherry salmon) is the source of this 3334-nucleotide messenger RNA. Its product is annotated as WASP homolog-associated protein with actin, membranes and microtubules-like. NCBI's taxonomy places the organism in Eukaryota, Metazoa, Chordata, Actinopteri, Salmoniformes, Salmonidae. The record is from RefSeq and is a predicted model, not a curated record. Gene Ontology annotation, biological process: Arp2/3 complex-mediated actin nucleation; endoplasmic reticulum to Golgi vesicle-mediated transport. Gene Ontology annotation, molecular function: Arp2/3 complex binding; actin binding. Gene Ontology annotation, cellular component: cytoplasm; endoplasmic reticulum-Golgi intermediate compartment membrane.